Messenger RNA from Mizuhopecten yessoensis (Yesso scallop), 684 nucleotides. RefSeq lists its product as uncharacterized. The record is from RefSeq and is a predicted model, not a curated record. The transcript has 2 exons. Bases 115 to 648 code for a protein of 177 amino acids. NCBI's taxonomy places the organism in Eukaryota, Metazoa, Mollusca, Bivalvia, Pectinida, Pectinidae.
AUCAGUAGGUUUAAUAUGAAACGGAUGUAUCGAAGAUCAAAACAAUUAUUUCGGUAUAUAUGUGUUUAUUUUACAAAGUGAUGAAACCCUUCUAGUUUUGUUUCUUAUUCGAGAAUGGCAAUAGUGCCAUUUACUUCUGGUUUUGGUUUUGGAAACGAACUCUUCGCUCGGAUGAAGAGAACCAAUGCUGGUAAAAAAGAGAGAAGUGUGGACGUAAGUCCGAUACCGAACGCUCCGCGCAGACAAUGUAGUCCGAAACAGAAGAGUUCAUUAGGAGUAGUGAUGGCGUUCUCGUACAUGACACCGAAGACUUCUUGUAGAGCAAAGCAGAAUAUUGCAUUUACGAGGGUAAUUAAACCCCAGUUCCUGCCAAGAUUACCUAUAUACAAGAUGUCGGCCGUCAAGACCGGCCCGAGUGACCACAUGAUGGUGUUCCCGAUCCCAACCAAUAUGGUGGCUAUGAUCAGCAGGGAAAAAACAUCCGCCAACAACAGGAACAGCAUCUGCGAUAUGAUGAAUGAACCGAUACCUAUCAGGAUCACGCUUGAUCUAGGGAAGGUCCCAAUGUAUUUGUCCGAGAGGACUCCAACCAGAAUACUGACUACCAUGGUUGUGACGGGGAUCAGAAGAACCAAAGUAGGAUUGUGACGAUCUAGUCUUACACUUGUGGCUAUCUCCGUCAGG